UUGAAGGCUUCGGGACAGACUGUAUUGAGUGAAAACUGCCGGAGCACCGAAGAAGCGAUGAUUUGAUCCCUUGCGACGUUUUGCAUUACUGGGUUUACCUCCCAUUUCUAAAAAUGCAUGCACAAUAUUCAUCUAGGUGAAAAAGCGGAAGGUCUAAAUUACACACUUAGUGCUGUGUUUGUGCUAAACAUCUAGCUGGUGGCUAGUUGUAGCAUUCUGGUUAAACAGCGCCCACUGUAAAUAGACAUAGACCCUCGUAAAUCUCAUUCAUUUAAAAUGUGCAUUGUUGUCAUGCAUUGAGCGUGUUAUCAGUCACAGAACGCUGCUUCAUUGUAGUAAAGUUCCGAAGCGAAGCUAGGCCACAAGCAGCCGGAGCUCUUUUUUACCCCUUUUUUCUUUUUUUCCCAACUUCCACCAUUCAACAGCAAAUUGCCAUCAUGCCUGCAGCCGAUGUUGACUAUGCCCUGCAAACGCUGAUGUCCAAAAUCAAGGAGCGGGAGCUGGAGUCGCAGCGGGCUCUGAACGAGUACGAUGUGACCAAUAGGCACCUGAAAAGUCAGCUCCGGGACCUUCAGGAGAAGUUCAACGAGAAGGAUCGACAGCUGUCGGAGGCUCAUGAGACUAUCCGUACCCUGCGGGGCGUGACUCAGAUCGUCUCAGGGCUGCAGGAGGAGAUUCGGGCCCUGCGCAACCAGCUGCUGCCCGGCUCGGCACCAGACUACAUUACCCAGAAUUCCACAUCGGAGCACCUGAGCACCACCCUGCUGAAUGUCAUCUCGGACUGCGGGAGGACUACCGAGGUCGCCGUACAAGCCAUCAAAGAGGUGAAGAAGCGUAAAGUGGACAUGGAUGGAAGUGGAGGUGGCGGCGGAGGAGAAGAGUGGGGAGAGGAAGGAGAGAGCGAGGGACGAGCCGCCACGGAGACGGGGGCCAUGGACAACGAUAACGAGCACGAGGGAGAGGGAGAGUGGGAGGACAGCUUCGAUUACAACAUGGCAGGACACAGCAGUGGAGAUCCGGGCCACAAUGGCUUUUCAUCAGGAGAUGCCUACAGCCGUCAGCCGAUAGCCUUGGAGCUGACCAACAGCUCUGCGUCCUGCAGUUCAGACAUAAUCAGUACACCCAACUCACGCAAGAGGCCCAUGCUCACCACCCAGAUGGACGGCUACGCUGCCAGCAUGAUGGUCCAGGCCGCGUUGAGAGGCAAGCUGGGUGGAGACCGCAUCAUUCAGGAGUACAGCAGGAUGAAAUGCCUGUGUGACCGGAGCCGCAGGAAGAUGGUCAACAUCCUGGUGGCGGACAUGAUGGAGACGCAGGGGAGACAUCCACCUGCCAGUGUUCGGGAGUCGUAUGCCCUUGGAAUUGUUACGUUGUUCCCGUUGCUAAAGGAUCUGAAUUCCAAGAACGGUUAUGAGCAUUACUACGACUCGGCCAGCGGCUCCGGCUACCUGGCCUGGCGGCUGAAGACGGUGCAGCGUAACUCAUGUGACAGCGUCCGCCGCACUGGCCUCUCCGCCGCCCGCAAGGCCCUCCUGACCAACCCAGAUGGCACCACGCGGCCCGCCGCCCCGGCCUAUCUGGUAGAUGGACCCAGGAUCCUGCGGGCGGCCCACUCUCCUCCUCCCCCCAUCUCGCCGCCCCAGUGCCAGGAGGCGGUCAACCUGAUGAUGCGUCUCGGCUCGGCCACGAUGUCGGCGUCUGACGCGGCCUCUGUGAAGGAGAACAUGCGGAUCACCUUCCAGCACAGGCAGGACAUCAUGCACGACCCGGCCAUGGCCACUCCCACAUCCGUGACCUCCGUACUUGACAUCUUCCCUCGUUUCCUGGACACUCCUGGCUUGAUUGGGCAGGACUUCGCCAUGCUGUUCGGUAAGGAGGUGUCGUCGCGAUUCCUGUCCCAGUGGCAGACCUUCUACAAGCCACGCAUCAUCGCCGACUGUAAACGCCUGCCGCAUGGGACCCACAUGGACCGCCUCCUCGCCCUCAUCAACCAGCCUUCCGAUUGGUCCGAAUGGUCCGACGACUGGGACAGUGACCUGGCCACCAUCUUCCUGCUACUGCACCUGUUGCCUCCCACCUCACAGGGCCGGAAGCACAAGAAGAUCAGCGCAGCCGAGGCCACCGACCAUCUCGUCAAGUUCCUGCAGGCGGAGCAAAGCAUAGAGAACUUCUUGGAGGUAUCUCCGGCCACAGCCCCGUACCUGCUCUGUGUGGGCGAGCGCAGGAGCAGCAUCCAGAGGUUCUUCAUCGUCGUGCAGGGCAAAGCCAUUCCAUGCGAACCUUCAACCAACACCAACACAAAUCCCAACUCCAACGCCAAUGCCGCCACUGCUACCGCUAACCCCGCUAACGCUAAUGGCAACAUGGCUGCUGUCAGGGCGUUCGACGAGCUUUUCAAGUCGCACUUCGUCUUCUCCCAGUCUUACGACGAGCCGCUCUGCAACUUCUUCACCUUCAUGCAGACCACGGUGUACGGCAUCGAUGUGGGACAGGCCCGGGAGAGCCCGAGAGUGCGGGAGAUCCGCGCCCGCCUCUUGCACAACAAUCAAUGAAGUGGAGUGGAGCGGAAGGGAGGAUGAGGGCGGAGGGUUGUGAUUUGACAGCUGCAGCAGCCAAUCAGGGACUGAGGGUGGUGAAUGAUGGCUGUAAUAACCAAUGAGUGGGGGGUGAGGGUUAUGAAUGACAGCUGCAACAACCAAAUGGAUGGAGGCCAGAAGUUCAUAAACAACAGUAGCAACAGCCAACCAGGGGCUGGCAUUAAGAGCAACAUCCAAUCAGCAGAUAAGAUAAUUAAAUGUCCAGCCAAUGAUUGAGGGUGUUAAAUGACUGCUGCAACAGGACUGAGGGUUGUGAAGGACAGCUCCAAAAGCCAAUCAAGGCUGUGCUGAUGGUUGUGUGCAACGACAGCCAAUCACAGGCUGACAUGUCUGACAUCAUGAACAACAGCAACCAAUACACAACUGAGGUUGUAAAGAACAGACAAUUUGUGGUGACUUAAGUUCUUGACUGACAGCUGCAACAGUAAGCAGUAAGCAACUGUAAGCAACAACCAGCGAGCAGCCGAGGCCAUUGACCAACAGCCCAUGACUGUGACUGAGACUUGUGAACAAUAAGCCAGUCAGGGCUGUUGGCCAUACGAAACAACCUAUGAGCAGCUGGUGGUCAUGAUCCAACAGCCAAUGAAGAGCUGAGAAAAGGGUGGGUGGGAUUUCACACGUUUUAUUUGUAACCCGUUUUUGAUGUGUGACGGUUGUAUUAGUUUCAGACUGAAGCAUUUAAUGUGUGGCUGUUAUGUUGCUAUAUUACGUAUAUAUACACACAAUACAAGUGGCAAGUUUUGAGUUCAGUGUGAUGGUUUAAAAAGAAAAAAAAGACGAGACUGCACUAUAUUUGCCUUGCUCACACGAGCGUAGUUUGUGGAGGAGUUGCGAUACGGAAUUAUGUGUAAAUUGUAAACCGGAUGAUCAAUUAUUUGGAAGCUGAUACGAAGGCAAUGCAAUAGUUCUCAAAAUGCUUACCAGGAGAACAUGGAGGACGAUGUUUGCAUGACUGGCGUCAUAGAUCUAGAACACUAGAUGUCUCGUUGACCAGCCCCUUUCUAUUGGAACAAAUGGUGUAAUAUGAUUUCCACCAUACUUCAAUGUUCGGCAGUUCACUCUGCUUGAAUUAACAUUAAUCAGUGGCAAUGUGCAUAGCAUCCUGUAGGUGGCAGUGAAAUAUCAGCUUUCCUGACGGUGUACAAACCAUGGGGAGUGCAUUCCAAUAUGCGACCUUACGUCCUCCACUUGGACUUGUGGCCUCAUGUGAUGCCCCGCCUCCAUGGAGAAAACUCCCUGCUGUCAGCCUAGCCAAAACAAUUUUUGGGGUACUAUUCUUCAUUUACCGUACCAUCCUGUUUGAAAAUGAGAAAAUUACUUAACAAUUGAGCUUUUGCAAGAUAUUGAAAUCUAAUGCUGUUAUCAGUGAUGUCAUCAAGACGUAUUACUUCCUGAUACGAGGCCACAAGCACAAGUGGAGGACGCAUAUUGGAACGCACCCAAGGGACCCCGUUCUAAGAUGGUGGCGGUCAGGUCUGGGCCUGCCACAAGGCUUAACGCGACAUCAAGUGUUAUUCUAUAUCUAUGGAAUGGCCUAGAUUUAAGUUCGUUCUCAAACUGGUGUAUUCUCAGAUUGUCACACUACACUUGGCUGAUGCUGUUCUCGAAAAUGAAUCCUAUUUGAAGAAAACAAUCACUACAGGUGCUACACAACCUUCACAGUCAGUAGCUUACAGUCGCCUGAUGCCGUUUUCAAAAGUGACUCCCAACAGUAUUUGAAGAAGUCCGGUCGGACUGAAGGGGUGCAUUUCUCGAAAGCAUAGUUGUUAGCAGUUAGCAACUUGGGUAGUUGCCAAUGAGAAAUUGCAUGGCAAACAACAAAUUAGCUCAUGAAGUUAGCUAACUAUGCUUUUGAGAAAUGCACCUCAGGUCUGUGAAUGAUUCUUUUUCAUGAGCUUAGUGUGGUAAUCAACUGGACUUAUUUUAUCUCUUUGCAGAAACUUCUCUGUUCUAAUUCUGAGAAUUAGACGGUUUAUCGCCGCAACGGAACGAGGAGUGUGGAUCUAGAUCUACACAUCCUCUUUCCAUAGAAAUGAACUAAAUCAGAAUUAGAACUGCAGAAGUCUCUCAAUAGUAGAGACAAAGCGUCUAGGACAGGAAGAGACAAAGUGUCUAGGACAGGGAUGGUCAACAUGGCUUCAUUAGUUAAAAUCCAGUGCCACAUAUUCCGCUGGUUGAAUGAUCACAAGGUUAAACUGGAUAGGCAAUUUGGAAAAUGUGGAUUGUAAACUAUUGAAUCCAGGUUGCCCAUCACUGGUCGAGAAACAAAGUCCACUUGCUGACAACUCUGUUGAAUAAAAUGACCUGACUGAAAAAGACCCAUACAGGGCACUCUGCUGAUGCUGUCAUCAAAAACUACUCCUAUUUGGGGUGCAAGUCAAACUAGUGUAGUUACUCCCAUCCUUUCUGGUUGCUUGUGGCCUUUUUAUUUUUUAAGUUUAUAGUUUUAAGUUUUUUAUUUCAAGUUUUAUCCAAUAUCUCAAAUGUGCAAUUAAAGACCAUCAUCUCCUUUGCAAUCAGGAUGCUGAAUGGGGGAACCCCCUCCCCCCCUUUAAAAAAAAAGUUUCUCUGCUUAGGUCAGGGUUGGGCAACCUGUGUCUCGAGGGCCAUUUACGGGGUGAGGGUGGGGUCUGUUGUAAAGGUGGCCGCCUUCAAUAGGCCUAACGUGAAGGAGGAAAUCCUGGUUUGUGUUCAUAGUACGGCCCUUGGAAGACUUUAUAACAUUGGAAGUGGCCCCUUGAAUGAAAAAGAUUACCCAGCCCUUAGGUCGACAGUGGGAAAAGCUUUGUUAAUUUCUCCAUGGAGGUGGGAUGACUCCAAGGCAAGAGGCCACAAGUGAUGAGGAAAGGACAGGAGGAAGGAGUUUGACUUCCACCCUUGAAGUAAACACAGCAGCAACCGUAGCAACGGGGAGACUAACAGGAAACAAGCCACCUUGUGUAUACGACUCGUGUAUCGUGUGGAGAUGUUUUGUGACUAUGGUCCGUUGUGGAUUGAAUUGUGAACUAUUUUAAAAUAAAUACCUUUCCUCCA
Messenger RNA from Engraulis encrasicolus (European anchovy), 5630 nucleotides. RefSeq lists its product as uncharacterized. Bases 438 to 2552 code for a protein of 704 amino acids. NCBI's taxonomy places the organism in Eukaryota, Metazoa, Chordata, Actinopteri, Clupeiformes, Engraulidae. The record is from RefSeq and is a predicted model, not a curated record. The transcript has 13 exons.